Messenger RNA from Pelmatolapia mariae (spotted tilapia), 2278 nucleotides. It is a transcript of the gene stx4, whose product is annotated as syntaxin 4. The transcript is spliced from 10 exons. Bases 146 to 1027 code for a protein of 293 amino acids. Lineage: Eukaryota; Metazoa; Chordata; Actinopteri; Cichliformes; Cichlidae. Gene Ontology annotation, molecular function: SNAP receptor activity; SNARE binding. The record is from RefSeq and is a predicted model, not a curated record. Gene Ontology annotation, biological process: intracellular protein transport; exocytosis; synaptic vesicle fusion to presynaptic active zone membrane. Gene Ontology annotation, cellular component: presynaptic active zone membrane; endomembrane system; synaptic vesicle.
GAAGAAGACGCGCUGCCGCUGGAGUUUACUAGUUGAAUGACAGCGGCGGCGUGAAUUUUGCGGAUAUUACGCUUUGGGAGCGGCUCGCUUUAUUUCAGUGCAGCGUUUUUUUUGCUUUUGAUUUCUUCCCUUCGCUUUUGGAAAAAUGAGGGACCGGACCAAAGAAUUAGGAAAUACCGCAGAGGCUUCGGAUGACGAUGAGGAGGGCAAAGCGCUGAUGAGCAAAUCUGGAGGCUCAGAGAAGGAAAAUGAAACCUUUUUCAGAAAGACCCAAGAAAUUCACGUGGGGCUCCAGCAACUCAAAAGGAUGGUGUCUGACCUCGAGAACAAACAGAAAACUGUGCUGGGCGAGGCGCUACCGAAGGAAGAUAUGAAGAAAGAGCUCCAAACUCUUCGAGACGAGAUCAAAACGCUGGCUGGUCAAAUCCAGAGAAAGCUGAAGAGUAUUGAGCCCAAGAAGGGAGAGGAUGAUGGGAAAUACAUACCCAUAAAUACUCGAAUGCAGCGCACACAGCACGCUGUCUUGUCCAAGGAGUUUGUGGAGCUGAUGGGCUACUGUAACACCAUCCAGGCUCAGUACAGGGACAGAAACGUGGAAAGAAUACAGAGGCAGCUGAAAAUCACUGGCAGCAACGUGACAGAUGAACAGCUGGAUGCGAUGCUUGAGAGCGGGCAGACGGAUGUUUUCACCCAAAAUAUCCUGAGUGAUACUAAAGCUACGAGGCAAGCUCUGAAUGAGAUCGAGUCCCGGCACGAUGAGAUCCUGAAGCUGGAGAGCAGCAUCAGAGAGCUGCACGACAUGUUCCAGUACCUCGCCAUGGAGGUGGAGGCUCAGGGGGACAUGGUGGACAGGAUUGAGAACAAUAUCAAGCAGUCUUCAGACUACGUGGAGAAAGCAAAGGGCGAGCUGGAGAAAGCGGUCACGUAUCAGCAUAGAUCACGCAAGAAAAAACUCUGGAUUGCAGUCUGUCUGGCCAUCCUUCUCCUCAUCCUCAUCAUCGCCUUGGUCACCACCUUCUCAUCCUAGCAACACCCUGAGGCGCGAGUUAGCAGAAGCACAUUAUGGAUACCCCCAAAUCAACACAUUCAUGCGUAUACAUCAGCUCACCGGAUGUACAGCUGAGCGGAGUCAGUGGAUUUCAGUUUUUUUUUUUUUGUUUUUUUUUAUUCCUCUAACCCUCCUGUCCGCCUAACGGUCCUACUCUCCACUUUUUCUGUUGUAUGGAAGAGAUGUGCUCUCUCGUUUAAUCUCACAAUCUGUGCUGCGCGCUCGAUGCCGGCGCUGCACGUUUUCUGUCAGUUUCUGUUCUGCAAAAACAAACAGCGGGACUCACUGUGGACUGUUACACCAGUCGAUCCUUCCCCUCCUGUGUUUAAAAAACAAAAAAAAUAGAAAAAAAAAAAAAGAGGAAUUAAGUGACCUUGAGUGGGGCACAGAGCAGUAUUGAUCAAACACUGGCACUCGUCAUACUGUACUCAGGAAAACUGUGUUGUAACGUCGAUGCUUCUGGAUGAAUUGGAGACCUAAAGAACAAUUUUAUAAUGUAGGCCUUUUAUAGUCGGAUACAGGAAAUAGACUAAUAUAAUUGUACAUAACCGAUGUUGCUGGUGAUAAAAAAUUUAUGCAGAUGAUUUUUAAAACUUCAAAGGUUUUUUUUUUCAUACUGCGUACAUGUAACAAGUGUAAAUACAGAUUUUUUUUUGUGUGUGUAUGUGUGUGUGAAAUAACCCCUACCCUCCGCCCUUUCCUCCUCCUCACUUCUCUUUACAUUUGCAUAAGGUGUCUCAACACUACAGGUCCAACGCUUCCUUUCCUGUGUCUUUCCAGUUUGCAUUUUUGACUCAAAACGUUGUGCAAGCGCGUGCUUAAACAACACACACGUCUUCAGAAACAGUGCCUUCUCCUUUGCAAAUGUGACGUCGUGCAUUAAUAAAAAGGGAUGGAUGUAUUUUAGACUUUAAUGUGUUUUGUUCUGUUUUUUUUCUCAUCAGUUUGUCCCAUUAUGCAGUUUUUUGCUAAAUUUUGGAGUCAAAAUACACCAAGGGGACAAACGAAACCCAUUUAAAAAAGAAAAAAAGGAAAAAUGAACCAAAACUGAGGCGGCUUCUCGCUGACGCCUCGUUCAGAAGCAGAAAAGUUGCUGUGAAAAAGGCUGGCAGAGGAUGGAGGGGAGUGACACUGCUACUGUGUAAAAUUAUGGCUGUUUAAAUUUUGCAUUGCUCAUUUAUUUUAUUAUACAUUUGUUUUUAAAAUAAAAUACCGCCAUGUUCCAUUAUC